This is a messenger RNA of Pseudoliparis swirei, 8352 nucleotides long. RefSeq names its product CDC42 binding protein kinase alpha (DMPK-like) b (gene cdc42bpab). Bases 1026 to 6434 code for a protein of 1802 amino acids. NCBI's taxonomy places the organism in Eukaryota, Metazoa, Chordata, Actinopteri, Perciformes, Liparidae. The transcript has 43 exons. Gene Ontology annotation, molecular function: protein serine/threonine kinase activity; ATP binding. Gene Ontology annotation, biological process: actomyosin structure organization; peptidyl-threonine phosphorylation. Gene Ontology annotation, cellular component: cytoplasm; cytoskeleton; actomyosin. The record is from RefSeq and is a predicted model, not a curated record.
CGGCGGGGGAGGCAGGCACCGCAACGGGAAGGACGGGGGGAGGCGAGUCCCGGAUUCGGAAUAAGUAGGACUAGGACUGCAGCUCUGCUCCUGACGCGUAACGAGCUCCGCUGUAACCUUCAACAAAAAAACAAAAAGGACCCUCGUUUUCUGACUGCUAACUUGCUGCCUGAACUCUCGAGCCAACCGUCGUCCUUGAACCGCGAAGAAACUAAAAAGAGACGUUUGGGGUUUUUUUCCGUGGACUAAGAGAAUGGGAUUUAAAGAACACAACUGCCAGCGCUAAGUUGGGAAAACAAGGGAUAUAUUUUCCAGUUGAAUGGGGAAAUAACUCAACGCUGCGGAAAAGGGGACACGUUUGGUUAAACGGCGGUAACACUGUGAAAAAGGGGCAACGAUGGCAUUUGGGAACGAGGGAAAGUAACGUUAACGUUAGCUCGCUGGCUAGCGCCGUAGCUAACCUAGCAGGCUGCUAACUAAGCCUGUGUCGCCCUUCCAUUCCUGGAGCAGAGGAGGGGCGCUGGGGCUUUGUAGCAUUGCAGAUCUGCCCUGCAAUCUUUUGGAGGGGGUUAACUGCAAGAAUGGAGAAUCCCAAAUAUCUGCCACCACAGCUCGCGGGGAUCUGCCGUUAAACCGCGUCGUCUCGGUUCGUUCUCCCGGUUCUCGGGCCAGCCUGCGCUGGGGAUUUCAUCAAAGAUCCGCCAGCCCGGGGCAGCAGGGUCUAGUUGUGACAACUUCUCCUCGCAUGUGCCCCGCGGGGAUACGUGUUACACAACCGGGGGGAAGUGCUCCGCGUCUUUAGCCACCGGGGGGAGGGGGGGUCAUGUACCGGCCGACGUCGACGCGGAAUUAGCCGCCCGACCUGAAAAGUUGUGAUACUUGUCGAGACAUUCAAGGUGAGAGAACUUCUGGAGCAGGCCCCUGUGUGCUAACUCACAGGCCGAGGAGGUGCCUCGCUCGUCUACGACCUCCUCCAUCAUCAUCAUCAUCAUCAUUACUUCAGGAAUCAGCAAGUCGGAAUAAUCAUGUCGGGAGAAUUGCGUUUGAAGAAGCUGGAGAAGCUGAUCCUGGACGGGCCGGCCAAGUCCAACGGCCAGUGUGUGAGCGUGGAGACGCUGCUGGACAUCCUGGUGUGCCUCUACGACGAGUGCAACAACUCCCCGAUCCGGAGGGAGAAGAACAUCCUGGAGUUUCUGGAAUGGGCCAAACCCUUCACUUCCAAAGUGAAGCAGAUGCGCCUGCACAAGGAAGACUUUGAGAUCCUGAAGGUGAUUGGACGAGGAGCGUUCGGAGAGGUCGCGGUCGUAAAAGUGCGAAACACCGACAAGGUGUUCGCCAUGAAGAUCCUCAACAAGUGGGAGAUGCUGAAGCGCGCCGAGACGGCGUGUUUCCGAGAGGAGCGAGACGUGUUGGUGAACGGGGACUCCCAGUGGAUCACCACCCUGCACUACGCCUUCCAGGACGAGAACAACCUGUACCUGGUGAUGGACUACUACGUGGGUGGGGACCUGCUGACGUUGCUCAGUAAGUUUGAGGACCGGCUGCCGGAGGAGAUGGCCCGGUUCUACCUGGCCGAGAUGGUGCUGGCCAUCGACUCCGUCCACCAGCUCCACUACGUCCACAGGGACAUAAAGCCCGACAACAUUCUGCUGGAUGUGAACGGCCACAUCCGGCUGGCCGACUUCGGCUCCUGCCUCAAGCUCAUGGAGGACGGGACGGUCCAGUCCUCCGUGGCGGUGGGGACGCCCGACUACAUCUCCCCAGAAAUCCUCCAGGCCAUGGAGGACGGGAAAGGCAAGUACGGACCCGAGUGCGACUGGUGGUCCCUGGGCGUCUGCAUGUACGAGAUGCUGUACGGCGAGACUCCGUUCUACGCCGAGUCCCUGGUGGAGACCUACGGGAAGAUCAUGAACCACAAGGAGCGCUUCCAGUUCCCGCAGCAGAUCACCGACGUGUCGGAGGACGCCAAGGACCUGGUCCGCAGGCUCAUCUGCAGCCGAGAGCACCGAUUGGGCCAGAACGGCAUUGAGGACUUCAAGCACCACCCCUUCUUCGUUGGCAUCGAUUGGGAAAACGUUCUGGCGUGCGAGGCCCCCUACAUCCCCGAGGUCAGCAGUCCCACCGACACCUCCAACUUCGAUGUGGACGACGACUGCCUGAAGAACUCGGAGACCAUGCCCCCUCCCUCUCACUCAGCCUUCUCUGGCCACCACCUACCCUUCGUGGGUUUCACCUACACCAGCAAAUGUUCUCUAUCCGACCGGUCUUCCCUGCGCCAGCUGGCGGAGGAGCCGGGUCCGGCGGGCCGGGACCAGUUGGACCUGGAUGUCCAGCACAGCCUGGAGGACAGCCUGGCCACGGAGGCCUAUGAGCGGAGGAUCCGCCGCCUGGAACAGGAGAAAGUGGAGCUUAGCCGCAAGCUGCAAGAGGCCACUCAGACGGUGCAGAACCUGCAGCACCCAGCAGGUGGGGGCCCCCCCACCGCCACCAAGGAGGGGGAGAUCAGGAGUCUGCAGACGGAGAUCGACAUCCUCAAGAAGCAGAUCGCUGACUCAGGCCACCUUGAGAAGCAGCUGGAGGACGUGUCGUUGGCCCGCAGAGACCUGGAGGACUCAUCCAAACACGCCAAGACUCUGGAGAGACGGAUGAAGAGCGUCGCACAGGAGAAGGACGACAUGCACAAGGAUCUUCUGGAGGCCAACGAGAAGCUGAAGGCUCAGUCCAAAGAGCUGAAGGAAGCCCACAGCCAGAGGAAACUGGCCAUGCAGGAGUUCUCUGAGCUGAACGAGAGGCUCACAGACUUCAGGUCGGUGAAGCAGCGCCUGGCUCGCCAGCUGCGCGACAAGGAGGAGGAGAUGGAGAGCCAGGGUCAGAAGGUCGAGGCGCUCCGCCUUGAGGUGCGGAAGGCCGAGAGGGCCAAGAAGGAGACGCAGGCGCAGGCGGAGGAGCAGUCGGCGGAGGCGCAGAAGGAGAGGAAGCUGAGGGAGCGCAGCGAGCAGUACAGCAGGCAGCUGGAGGAGGAGCUGGAGGGACUGAAGCUGAAGCAGGCCGGCUCCUCCGCUGCCCCGGCCUCGGCGGACCAGACCCAGGAGGUGGGCCGCCUCCGGGGGGACCUGGAGAAGAAGACGCUCCUGUACGAGGAGGAGUUGGCGCGCAGGGAGGCGCAGCAUGGCUCCGAGCUGAAGGCGCUGCACAAGGAGCUGCGUGACGCCGAGGGCCACCAGCUGGCGCUGCAGAAGGAGAUCCUGAUGCUCAAAGACAAGCUGGACAAGACUCGCCGGGAGAGCCAAAGCGAGCGGGAGGAGUUUGAGACGGAGUACAAGCAGAAGUACGAGAGGGAGCGAGUUGUGCUCACUGAGGAGAAUAAGAAGCUGUCCAGUGAACUGGAUAAGCUGACCAGCAUGUUUGAGAAGGUGAGCGGCUCCAACCGGCAGCUGGAGGACGAGAUGAGGGAGCUGGCUGACAAGAAGGAGAGCGUAGCUCACUGGGAGGCCCAGAUCACAGAGAUCAUCCAAUGGGUGAGCGAUGAGAAGGAUGCUCGGGGUUACCUGCAGGCUCUGGCCACCAAGAUGACCGAAGAGCUGGAGGGACUGAGGAACACCAGCCUGGGAGCACGAGCCACGGACAUGCCGUGGAAGAUGCGGCGCUUCGCCAAGCUGGACAUGUCCGCCCGGCUGGAGCUGCAGUCGGCCUUAGACGCCGAGAUCCGAGCCAAGCAGAGCAUCCAGGACGAGUUGCACAAGGUCAAGGCCGACAACAUGUCCACGGAAUGUAAACUGCAGGAUGUGGAGAGCAAAAACCAGGAUCUGCUGGCCGAGAUCGACCGGCUGAAGAAGGAGACGGAGGAGCUGCGGCUACGAAGAGGUGUCAAGCACCAGGAUUCCCAGAAUUCCUUCUUGGCUUUCCUCAACGCUCCGACCUCAGCGCUCGACCAGUUUGACCGCUCGCCAUCCGUUGGCCCAGCUAGCAAAGGCAGACGUAUGGACUCUAUGGAUAACUUCACCCCAUCCAACACUCCAUCCAGGGAAGACGACCCUAAGUCCCAUCUCAAGUCCCGCUCGCGGUCACCCUCCAUGGCUAGUGAUAUGGAGCCCAUAGAGCUGAUGGACCAUCCCCCCCGCUCGGCGCAGACCCCCACCAUGCGCUCGGGAGGCUACGGCAGCAUCGGGCGCUCCUCUCCCAAGCCCAAAGCUCAUCAGUUUGUGGUGAAGUCCUUCACCACGCCCACCAAGUGCAACCAGUGCACUUCCCUCAUGGUGGGGCUCAUACGUCAAGGCUGCACCUGUGAAGUGUGUAACUUCUCCUGCCAUGUUACCUGUGCGGACAAGGCUCCAGCGGUGUGUCCCGUUCCCCAGGACCAGACCAAGGGCCCGCUGGGCAUCGACCCUCAGAGGGGCAUCGGCACUGCGUACGAAGGGCACGUCAGGGUUCCUAAACCCACGGGGGUGAAGAAGGGCUGGCAGCGAGCGAUGGCUGUGGUGUGCGACUUCAAGCUGUUCCUCUACGAGCUGGGAGAAGGAAAAGCAACGCAACCGAGUGUGGUCGUGAGCCAAGUCAUAGAUAUGAGGGAUGAAGAGUUCUCAGUCACUUCCGUCCUGGCCUCUGAUGUCAUCCACGCCAGCCGCAAAGACAUCCCGUGUAUCUUCAGAGUGACGGCGUCCCAGCUCUCCUACUCCAGCAACCACAAGCCCUCCAUCCUGAUCCUGGCCGACAGCGACCAGGAGCGCAACAAGUGGGUGGGCCUCCUCAACGAGCUGCACCGCAUCCUCAAGAAGAACAAGCUGAAGGAGCGCUUCGUCUACGUGCCCAAGGAGGCCUACGACAGCACGCUGCCGCUCAUCAAGACCACGCAGUCGGCCGCCAUCAUAGAUCACGAGCGCGUUGCCCUGGGCAACGAGGAAGGCCUUUUCAUCAUCCAUGUCACCAAAGACGAGAUCGUCCGGGUGGGGGACAACAAGAAGGUGCACCACAUCGACCUGAUCCCCCAGGAGCAGCUGCUGGCGGUCAUCUCCGGCAGGAACCGCCACGUCCGCCUCUUCCCCACUCAGGCGCUGGACGGCCGCGAGACCGAGUCCUACAAGCUGGCGGAGACCAAAGGCUGCCAGACCAUCGUGUCCGGGCCCGUCCGCAACGGCUCGCUCACCUGCCUGUGCGUCGCCAUGAAGAGACAAAUCAUCUGCUACGAGGUGAAUAAGAGCAAAGGACGUCACCGUCGGCUACGAGAGGUUCAGGCCCCGGGGCCCAUUCAGUGGAUGGGUCUGCUCAACGAGCGCCUCUACGUGGGCUACCAGUCCGGCUUCACCCGCUACAGUGUCCACGGUGACAUGGCCCCCGUCAACCUGCUCCACCACGAGGACCACACCCUGGCCUUCAUUCCCCAGCAGAGCCUGGACGCCCUGUGCGCCGUGGAGAUCUCCAGCAAGGAGCUGCUGCUGUGCUUCAACGCCAUCGGCGUGUACGUGGACUCCCAGGGCCGCCGCUCCCGGCAGCAGGAGCUGAUGUGGCCGGCGUUCCCCAACUCUGCCUGCUACAACGCCCCCUACCUGUCGGUGUACAGUGAGAACGCCGUCGAUGUCUUCGACGUCAACACCAUGGAGUGGAUUCAGACCAUCCCGCUCAAGAAGGUGCGAGCCCUGAACAUUGACGGCUCCCUGAACCUGCUGGAACUGGAAACGGUCCGACUCAUCUACUUUAGAAACAAGAUGGCCGAGGGCGACGAGCUGGUCGUCCCGGAGACAUCGGACGACAGCAGGAAGCAGAUGGUGCGCAGCAUGAACAACAAGAGGCGCUUCUCCUUCAGGGUGCCGGAGGAGGAGCGGCUGCAGCAGAGGAGGGAGAUGCUGAGAGAUCCAGAGAUGAGGAACAAAAUGAUCUCCAACCCCACCAACUUCAACCACGUGGCCCACAUGGGGCCGGGGGACGGGAUCCAGAUCCUCAAGGACCUGCCCAUGAACGUCCGUGUUCAGGAGAGCCGCGCCGGCUUCAGCGGCUCCGUCAGCAUCCCCUCCAUCACCAAGAACCGCGGCGAGCCGGGCCGCUCCAUGAGCGCCAGCAGCGGACUGGGCAUACGCUCCGCCUCCCAGAACGGCAGCGCCCUGCGCCGAGAGCUGUCCGGCAGCAGCUACGGGUCCAAGCGGCAGACCGUGACCUCGCCCUCCGAGAGCUCGCUGUCCUCCGGCGGAGGCGUGGACUGCGGCGACGCUCCGCUCUCCCAGUUUGACCGAGAGUGGCAGGCGGUCUCACCGUCGGAGAAGACCCCCGAUCUGAAAAGGGCUUUAAGGACCCUCCUUAGUAAGAUGAAGGAUUCAGACUCGCCACGUCACUCCACGGCCUCCAACAGCUCCACCUUCAGCAGCCCUCCCAGCCCGGCCUCGCCCCACAAGGCCAAGUCCCUGUCCCUGGAGAGCACAGAGCGCAUGGGCUGGGACACAUGAGCCCCCCCCCCGCCCCCCCGCACAGGACUCAACCCCCCCUCUCUCUCUCCUCCGCCUCUCAUCCCCCCCCCCCCCCUGCCCAGAGGACUGCACCUCUCGACAAACACUUACAACCUCCAUGACGGGGGCGGAGCUGGGGGUGUACACGGUGUGUGUGUGUGUGUGUGUGUGUGUGUGUGGGACGCUGUGUGUGCAUGCGUUUCACAUUCAGAGCGGGCUGGUGAUGAAGAGAAGCUCCGCCCCCCCCCCCCCCCCCCACAAUGCAACGAGAGGAUCCAGAGACGUUUGAUGCUGUACAUAAGGAGCGUUUGGGUUAUCGGGGACUAUAUUUUAAUUUAUUUAUCAAUCUUCGACGAGGAAAGGCAGGUUGGCAUCAGACGGGUGGAGCUUCACCCCUCCUCUUCCUCUCCUCCUCUUCCUCUCUUUCUCUUUGGGUGCCGCAACAAUUGAAAACGUCAACAGAAGCAAAGAGAGCAAAGAUUUGAGUUGUUUUCCUCCCGAUCUUAUAAGUGCAGCAACUUUAUCAUUUUUUAUCGUUUAUUUUGACCGUCAACAAGCGGCGUGACGAUGACAUCGCCACAGCUCCUCUCUCCUCAUUGGUCCGGCAAUAAUGUACAUAUAGAAGAGAGUAAUAUAUGAAAAGGAAACAAACUAUCGCCAGCUUUCCCUCUGACCCCCGAGUCGUUUCUUCCGAGUGAUUUUGGGCUCGUCGUCGCACACAAAUAACUUUUUAAACGGUUUCUUUUUCUUUUUUUUCCGAUAGAUUUUAGAUUAGUUUGUUUUAUAUUUUAUGUGCUUUUUGUUCCUUUUUCCCCACUUUGUGUUUGACUGAAGAAACCUCGCCACACACACACACAGCCGCUGUCCUGCGCCUCCUCUGACCGUCGUCAUGUGAUCAGUUAGUUUUAGGGGCUGUGGGACCUGGAUGGGAGGAGCUUGAUUUAACCAAAAAUGGAGGCGGAGCCUGUGGCGCUGUGAGAUCGAUUCAAACGCACACAAAUACACACUACAAUGAGAAAUACACACUACAAUGAGAAUGUACACAACAGUGAGCCCCGUGUGACUGAAGGAGCGGCAGGAGAACCAGUUCCCUCUGUGCCCCUCCCCCUCCCCCUCCUACGUCGCCGCUCAUUCCUGCCGAUUCCUACGCUUUAGAAAACAAAAGCUCAUUCCAAGUUCACUUUUUAUUUAAGUAUUCCAUUUUUUAGGCAGAGACGACCUCCUCCGUGUGACGCCGCUGGUUUCACAAGCGAGCUCCUCUUUUAACGCUAGUGACCCCCGAGCUCCUGCUGGAGCUCCUGUAGAAUGUAUUGGGGGGGGGGGGGGCUGCUGCUGCCGCCGCCGCCGCCAGGUAUUUUAUUAUUGGCCAUUAUUGUACAGAAGUGACCCGACAUGCCAGUUUAAGGAGGAGAAACUCAGGAAAUGUCCGAACCAAUGAAUUCUUUUCAUUCGAGUGUUUGAUGGAGUGAGUGAGGAAGAUGAGGAAGAUGAGGCGGUUCAGGUGUGUGACGGCUGAGGUCGCCGUGGGAAGAAAAUAAUACAAAAUAAUUCACCCGCCUUUGCAUUUCAGUGAGGUCUAUCCACCGGAGCGUCUCUAUUAUUUGUGCUUUCAUAUCAUAUUACUACACUUGUGUUUUUUCUAGGAUUGCUUUGUAAUAAUUUGUACAGUUUUGCAUGUUCUAGAUGUAAUCAUCUUGUUUCCCGGUUUGUUUUUCUUGCUCCUUUUUUGAACGGUUUUGGGCGUUUUACUGAGGAUAACCCACUACAGGAGGUGUAGGAUCUUUUUUGCACAAAAAAAUAUUUAAGGUGUAAAGGUCAAGACAAAAAAUAAUGUAUGGAACUGGCUGCCACGCGGUGGAGAACAUCAUAUUAACCCGACUCCGAUGUAUUUCAAUAAAGCGGAGAGCUGUUACAAAUG